UUGACCAAAAGGGACCCAGGCAGAGAGAAGAGCAGGGAUAAAAUGGCGGAGUUGCCAGCCAUAGAAUUAACUGACUUGGCCCAUGCCAAUGGCAGGUUCACCAUUAGCACCCUGAUCAGCACCGAGGACAGCAACAAACCUCACUAUGGACAGCCUGACGCUGCCGCCUGUGAGGCUACCCAUCCCAGCCACCUCACCCACAGCAGCACUUUCUACCUGAGGACCUUUGGCUACAACACCGUGGAUGUUGUGCCGACUUAUGAACAUUAUGCCAACACGAAGGUGGCGGGUGAAACCAAUAAAGUUAGGCCCACGCUGGCAGAUCUACAUUCUUUCUUGAAGUCAGACAAUAGCCGUCUCCACAACCCAGUGUACGAACCCCAGAGAAGUAACGGCCUGAGUGAUGAAACGACUGAGGAAGAUGGUGGUGAGGGUGGGGAAAAGCCUCCAGGCGAGCCAGUCCGAUUUGGAUGGGUGAAAGGAGUGAUGAUCCGAUGCAUGCUGAACAUCUGGGGUGUGAUUCUCUAUUUGCGAUUGCCCUGGAUUACUGCACAGGCAGGAAUUGCACUCACAUGGCUGAUUAUCUUCAUGUCUGUGACGGUGACUAGCAUCACAGGCUUGUCCAUCUCUGCCAUCUCCACCAACGGCAAAGUGAAAUCAGGUGGCACCUAUUUCCUUAUCUCAAGAAGCCUCGGUCCAGAGCUGGGUGGUUCCAUCGGUCUCAUAUUUGCCUUUGCGAAUGCCGUGGCAGUGGCCAUGCACACGGUGGGCUUUGCGGAAACUGUGCGCGAUCUGCUCCAGGAACAUAACUCGCCCAUUGUAGACCCCACAAAUGACAUCCGCAUCAUCGGGGUCAUCACAGUGACAGUGCUACUUGGGAUUUCCUUGGCCGGAAUGGAGUGGGAAGCAAAGGCACAGGUGCUGUUCUUCAUAGUCAUCAUGAUUUCCUUUGUAAAUUACAUAGUGGGGACGGUGAUUCCAGCCUCCGAGGAGAAGCAGGCAAAAGGAUUCUUCAGUUACCGAGCUGAUAUUUUUGCUCAGAACUUUGUGCCAAAUUGGCGUGGACCAGAUGGCACCUUCUUUGGUUUGUUUUCCAUUUUCUUUCCAUCGGCGACUGGCAUCUUGGCUGGAGCCAACAUUUCAGGUGAUUUGAAGGAUCCAGCCAUAGCCAUUCCCAAAGGCACGCUGAUGGCUAUAUUCUGGACUACAAUAUCCUAUCUGGCUAUUUCUGCUACAAUUGGUGCCUGUGUGGUACGUGAUGCCUCUGGGAGCCUGAAUGACUCCAUCCCUGUUGGCUCUCCGGGCUGCGAAGGACUUGCUUGUGACUACGGGUGGAACUUCACGGACUGUGCUCAGAAACAGAGCUGUCACUAUGGACUCAGCAAUUAUUACCAGAGUAUGAGCAUGGUAUCUGGAUUUGCCCCCCUGAUCACGGCUGGAAUCUUCGGGGCCACACUCUCUUCUGCUUUGGCCUGCCUGGUCUCAGCACCUAAAGUCUUCCAGUGCCUGUGCAAGGACCAGCUCUACCCUCUGAUCGGCUUCUUUGGGAAGGGCUAUGGGAAGAACGAGGAGCCGAUUAGGGGUUACAUGCUGACCUACAUCAUAGCAGUGGGGUUCAUUCUUAUCGCUGAAUUGAACACUAUUGCCCCUAUCAUCUCCAACUUCUUCCUGUGCUCGUACGCACUCAUCAAUUUCAGCUGUUUCCAUGCCUCCAUCACCAACUCGCCGGGAUGGAGACCAUCCUUUAGAUAUUACAGCAAGUGGGCUGCGCUCUUCGGUGCCGUCAUCUCUGUCGUGAUCAUGUUUCUAUUGACCUGGUGGGCAGCCCUGAUAGCCAUUGGCAUCAUUGUCUUCUUACUGGGAUACGUGCUCUACAAAAAGCCUGAAGUGAACUGGGGCUCGUCUGUGCAGGCAGGUUCGUACAACUUGGCCCUGAACUAUUCCGUGGGACUCAACGAAAUCAACGAGCACAUUAAGAACUACAGACCCCAAUGCCUGGUCUUAACAGGCCCUCCCAACUUCCGCCCAGCCCUCGUGGAUUUUGUGGGCACUUUCACCAAAAACCUCAGCUUGAUGAUUUGUGGGAAUGUGCUGAUAGGACCAUGCAAGCAGAAGAUGUCAGAAUGCAGGCUCACCUCCAACGGCCAUACAAAGUGGCUGACCAAGAGAAAGAUCAAAGCUUUCUAUACGGACGUGGUAGCUGAUGACUUGAGAAGUGGAGUCAAAACACUUAUGCAGGCAUCCGGUCUUGGGAAGAUGAAACCCAACAUCCUGGUGAUCGGGUACAAGAAGAACUGGCAGACAGCUCACCCUAGGACUGUGGAGGAGUACACUGGAAUCCUGCAUGAUGCGUUUGACUUCAAGUAUGGAAUAUGCUUAAUGCGAAUGAAGGAAGGGCUGAAUGUUUCCAGAAUGAUGCAGGCUCACAUUAACCCGGUGUUUGACCCAGCAGAAGACCGUAAAGAGAAUGGAGCAAAUGGUGUGGUACUCACUGUGACAGGAACAUUGGAUCCAGAUGCCCUUACAGCGGAACAGCAAGCAAGCACCAUCUUCCAGACUGAACAGGGCAAGAAGACUAUCGACAUCUACUGGCUCUUUGAUGAUGGAGGAUUGUCUCUCUAUUGAGCAAGUUCCGACUUGGGUUCCAUGAGGUGCACGUCCUUCCAGACAUUAACCAGAAACCACGCCCUGAACACAUCAAGAGAUUUGAUGACCUGAUCGCCCCCUUCAGGCUGAACGAUGGGUUUAAGGAUGAGGCCGUGGUGAAUGAAAUGAGGCGUGACUGCCCCUGGAAGAUUUCUGAUGAGGAGGUUAAUAAAAACAAAGUAAAGUCGCUUCGACAAGUGAGACUGAAUGAGAUUUUGCUGGAUUACUCACGGGAUGCUGCUCUCAUAGUCAUAACCUUGCCAAUAGGCAGAAAGGGGAGAUGCCCCAGCUCCCUCUAUAUGGCCUGGCUAGAAACCCUCUCGCAAGACCUGAGACCCCCAGUUAUUCUGACCAGAGGAAACCAAGAAAAUGUUCUGACAUUUUACUGCCAGUAGAAUGUGGUUGACUACACGGUGGGUCAGGAUGUGAAUUUUCAGGCCAGGUUUUGGCCUUGGAAUGAACUCUUCCGGUUUUUCGGGUGCUAGUCACUGGUAAAAGCAAACUCUCCUGGUUUCAGCUGAUGUCAGCCAUUGAUAAAGGAUUAAUGUUGGGAAAUGACUAACACUGGGUUAUACCAACUCUGCCCUCCCCCUUCUGAAAACUGAUCUUGCUGAUCCUAGCCUUUGCAUAUCCCGGGAGCACCUUAAUACCACCACAUGCCAGGGGGAUAAUGUGUUCCUGAGUUCUCUAAUGCAAAUUCCUGGGUGGGACCUAUUGGGCAACACAGAGGAGGCAGUAAUGGGGGGAAAGUCUGAGUUUUUACAGGAGAUUUUCAAAGCUGCCGAAAAGAUUUGGAUGCCCAAAUGAACCGGGCUUCCAGUUCCCCCAGAUAUCAUCUGUCCUAUUUAUUUCCCAUUAAUUUGCUGAAAACGACCCUGUGAUUCCAAUCAGAAAGUGACUGCUGGGGGUUAGAACCUGGGAAAUUCAUCAAAGAUCCAAGCCCCAAUCGUACAGUAGCUGUACCCGCCUUUGUCAGUGAAGGAAAGAGGGAGGUGAGAGAAGAGAAAAGGGGUGGGGGGAAACAGGGAGAAAAAUUAAUAGGGACGGGAUUGGCCUUAAAAUCUGGGGGAAGGAAAGGGACACUCCACUAUGUUACAAUCCUGCAUUGCCGCGUAGAGGUUUGUGCCAAUGACCACGCGUUGCUCCAGGAUGUUCUGCUGCUGUGUUACCACAUAUUGUGCCUCCUUUGUCCCCAUGAAAGAAACUGCACUGUUAAAAAUCUGAACUGUGCCAUCCUCAUGACACUCUGUAAGUUAGGUUUGCUGCCCCUUAUUAAAGCUGAGGAAACGGAGGCAGAGAGGUUAAGAGAGUGGCCCAAGGCCACAUUGUGAGUCACUAGCAGAGCUAGGAUUAGAACUCCCAGCCAUUCCCUCAUUCCUGCUGGCCACUCUGCCUCCCUCAUUAUUAUAGCCAUUUGACAGCUGGCGAUGCUGAGAGGGGUGAUGUGAUCUGCCAAAGGUCACACAACAAUUCAGUGGCAGACUUUGGGUCUCCUGAUCCCCAGGCCAGUUUUCUAAUCAACCUUCUUCUAAGAUCCUGUCAGAGGCAGAUUUUGUUCAGAGUGAAUGCUGCGGGGAAUGUGCUCACCAUAGGCUUUGACCGUGAUACUGCCAUCCUCCUUGGUCGUGUUUGUUUCAAUGACCUACCCUCGCCCCAAUCAAACAUUAGCUAGAGUGCUCGUCUGCCUUCCUUAGACCCCCCACAGAACCCUGGCUGGGGGUCAAUGAAAAACGCCGCCCUGCAGUCCUCUCUUCUAUUAAAAAAGGAUGUGAAGCUCGCAAAGCCCAUAGGCCUGUGGGCAAGGGAAAGUAGCUGCCCGGGUGUGAAGCGGGGGGGAAAUGAGUGGCCCACAGUGGCGACUGAUGCUCAUUGUCUUCUACCAUUUCCUUCCGGGGUGACAUCUUUGCAUCGCCGUGAGCUGUAGCUCUGUCUGAUGCUCUGGUGGCAUUGCCUCCCCUGGCCUGGCUGUCAGCACCUCAGCCUAAGGCUGUGUGAAAGUUCUUGCUCCCACUUGUUCAGUUCUAUCAGCAGCAGCAGAGUGGGAGCACUGGUGAAGACAGGGGUAACCCUGCUCAGAGCAGGGCAUCAUGAUAUGAUGCUUAAACCCCUGGCAGGUGCUGGUGCCUGUCUGCACUAGUGCUCCCGUGUUCGAAACCACCCGUGACACUGAACCAGUGGUGGGAAUGCUUAGCAUAGGUGCUCUAGCCUAGGUCACCCUGACCUUGGCGUCAGUACCAGGCUCUGAUUUUCACAAUGCCCCAUGGAUUGUUUUCAGCCAUGUGUGACAUGGGCAGCACAAAUGGACUUCUCUCCAGUGCUGAGCCGGAGGCUGGUGUUUUCCCACCCAGAGCUGCUUCAGUAAACUCUUCCAUCGUGGAGAAAAAUCCCCCCCGUCCCAGUACUUCAGAGACGUGAGUGACAAAGGCAGCCAGCCAGGCCAAUUCAUCUCGUGUCUUUGUGAUGGUGAGAGGUGCUGGGUUGACCGGGAGACUGCAAUCCUCUCUGUGCUCAGAACUGAUAAAGCCUGGGCAGCAGCAAUGGAAACUUUCCACAUGCUGUGUCUUAAUUCAGACCAGCUGAUGUGGUUCGGUUUCCUUGGCCCUUUAAAUCCUUGGCGCCUCUGCUGAGAUUGUCAUCAUGAAGACCAGUUAGAAUAUGGAGCAGCCUUUUCCACCAUUGCAUCAUAAAGCCAGAGAUAGGCAGGGGCUGUGUGCUCUAAUCGCCAUCCAGCAAAGUGCUGAAGCGUGUUAACAGGGUGACUCCCAUGCUUAAAGCCAAGCAUGUGCUUUAGUGAUAUGCUGGACCAAUGCCAGAGAGCUCAGCGCCGCAUCAAAGCAUGAUGUGCUAAGCAAAGUGCUAUUUGCAGCGGAGACAUCUGCUAGUGUGAGCACAGUCAUUGAAUCAGUUGCUAAUUCUUCAGGAGAGAGGGAGGUUAGUGAGGUGCCAGAGAGGAUGGGCUGCUAUGUUCUGCUCCCAGCCUGCUUGCUCCUCCUCAGUGUCAGCCAACUACAAUGUUGCUGGUCAUGGGAGCUUUUUUCAGGCCUCCCCAUCCUCUUUAAACAUCAGCCAGCAGCGUGGCAGCUGGCCCCAAGCUCUAUUUUUGAGGCCCCAGUGAUACACUUCAGGUCCAGGGGUCAGGUGCAGUGCUCUCUCCAAGUGCAGCUGAAAGCACAAACUGCUCUGCCCUCUACAAAUAUUCCCACCCCUCCCUUCCCAAGAACCCAAUUCACAGUGGGACUAACGGCCACCACAGGAGUCCUGAGCUAGGACUGGCUGUUUAAGUUCCUGGGACUUCUCAAACCACUGCGUCAUCUGGUCUUUUUUUCUGAUUGAGGAAAGGUCACAUGCACUUAUCAAUAGUGUUUAUCUGUAGCAAACAAUCCUUAGUGGAUAAAAAGUCCUUUCAGUACACGAGGACAAACAAGGAGACCUAUUCUCAAAAUACAUAGCAGAUGUACAAGCAUUUAUAUCUGGUGCAUACCACAGAAGACUCCAGCCAACAUUAAUAUGCUCCCAUCCUGUCCAUUGUGCAUAUAAUGCAUUGAAGCUGUGGAGAAAUGCCAGCAGGUUUUGCAUCUGUUGUUCUGGCAGGGUCUGGUGCCACUUUGAGUUGGGUGUCCUGGUCUGUGGGGAGCUUGCUUCCAGUGAUGAGCUUGGUGAGGCUGGGGGGCUGUUUGAAGGCCAGAAGAGUGUUCUCUAGAACAGUCCUGCACCAACAUCAACUUCCUGGACUCACAAUCAGCUUCAGCAAUGGAACCCUACAGACAACCAUAGACAAGAAACUCACGGAUCACCACACCUCCCUUCAUAAACCCAGUAACCACCCCAAAUAACCAAGAAAUCUGUGAUCUACAGCCAGGCACUCAGAUACCGCAAAAUAUGCUCUGAGGAGAAAUUCCAGGAUACACACCUUAACACCACCUUCACCAAACAAGGACGCUCCACCAGAGAAGUAGAUCACAUCAUGGAACAGGUCACCCAAAGACCUCAAGAGAAACUACUUCAAUAUGAGGGGGAAAAACCUCUUACCACACACCCCUUGUUGUCACCUGCCACCCCACGCUGGAACCCAUAUGGGGUAUUAUUAAACAAUUACAACCCAUUCUCAAUGGGGACUACAUCCUGAAUUAAAUGUUUCCCAAACCCCCUCUUCUGGCCUUCAAACAGCCCCCCAACCUUGCCAAAUUCAUCAUCAGAUGCAAACUCCC
This is a messenger RNA of Trachemys scripta elegans, 6854 nucleotides long. RefSeq names its product solute carrier family 12 member 3 (gene SLC12A3). The record is from RefSeq and is a predicted model, not a curated record. Gene Ontology annotation, biological process: sodium ion transmembrane transport; potassium ion homeostasis; cell volume homeostasis. Gene Ontology annotation, cellular component: membrane. Lineage: Eukaryota; Metazoa; Chordata; Testudines; Emydidae. Gene Ontology annotation, molecular function: sodium:potassium:chloride symporter activity.